Messenger RNA from Cucurbita pepo subsp. pepo (vegetable marrow), 483 nucleotides. Lineage: Eukaryota; Viridiplantae; Streptophyta; Magnoliopsida; Cucurbitales; Cucurbitaceae. The record is from RefSeq and is a predicted model, not a curated record.
AUGAUUUUGAAGGCGGUGGGUCUUUUGGGACUGGUUUAUUGCGCCACGCAACUGCCUUCUCCACAAAACACUAAGAAUCACAACUUAGAAUGUUAUGGAAGCUCUAAGGAUAUGAAUGUUAUGGCCACUCAGGAUAAAUUACGGGAAAGAGGUGUUUUUGACACCCUUCGCCGUGACUUCAUGGUAGCGUUCCGCGAAAGGGGGUUCGAUCCUAUGCAUGUAAGCAAUCCUUUCCCUGAAAAUGGAAGUCUAAUGCACAUAUGGCAGGGUUAUGAAGACAGGAUUGUGCCGUUUGAACUUCAGAGAUAUGUUUAUGGGAAGGUGGCAUGGAUUGAGUAUCAUGAAGUUCCUGAUGGAGGCCAUUUGAUUGUGCAUUAUAAAGCAUUGUGGUUGUCUGUGUACAUGUUUCAUUUUUCUUUGUCUGAAUCAUCACUCCAUGUAGAACAGAUGCUCGCCCAUAUACUAUGGGAUCAAAAUUUUUAA